AUGUUAAUAUACGAACAACAAGUACGUGACGUCUUUUUAUUUGCUCAAAACUUAGGCAUGUUCGUUCUGACUGCGAUAACUUUGAAAUUCAACUACACUCGUGUCAAAAAUGGAACAACAUUUGAUUUUGAGUCACCGGAAAUUCAAAGUCAUCUUGAGGAACAAGGCGAUUGUAUUGAACAAAGUUUAAGGAUGAAGAAGUAUCUAGAUUAUAUUCUUAAAUCCCUAAUCUUUGAUGCCCUUAAGCCUCUAUCAGUUGAACUAGCAAUUGAAAGGAAUACAACAUUAAUAAAAUUACAAGGAAUUUUGUCAUCUGCCAUUUCAUCAUGCACAUUUUCAACCCUGUUUGAUGCUUACGUGCAAAUUAGACGACAUAAUUAUUGUGCUCGUAAAUACGUUGUCGAUAAUGACAUAAUGGGAUUAAAGGCAUUCAAUCUAACUCUUAAUCCAUUUCACAUUGAUACAUCUCAAAUAAACUGUCAUGAAAUCAUUCAAUCGAUGGUUGACGACUUAACGGAGAAUGAGGAUGGUACGACGAUUGGUGAGGUUGAUGCUAUUCAAUUAUUGAGUCACGAGUGGGCCGUCAUAUUCCUCACUGAAAUUAAUGUCUCGAAUAAAGAGCGUGAAAUUGAAAGGAAAAAAUAUGAACAAGAUACGAAAAAUGUUUAUGGAUAG
Molecule: messenger RNA, 675 nt
Organism: Chironomus riparius
Lineage: Eukaryota; Metazoa; Arthropoda; Insecta; Diptera; Chironomidae
Source: the annotation of a GenBank genome assembly